UACCUCCAGUUCUGCACACAACACACACGCGCGCACACACACAAAGCACAGCAGCUAGCUGCAAGCACAAGAAGGAGGCAGCAAUGGCGAGGCAUCGCCUCCUUGCCGUGCUCCUCAUCGGGAUAGUUGCAGCCUCCGCCUUCAACCAAGCAGCUGCGGCUGGCCGAGGCCUUGCUGUCGUCGAGAAAUUUGCAGAGCUAGAGCCAAAGCCAGAACCCAAACCAGAGCCAAUGCCCAAACCUAUGCCACACACAGAGCCAGAGCCAUGCAAACCUGAACCGACGCCCAAACCCAAACAAAAGCCCGGACAGAAGCCUGAACCAAAACCCAAGCCCAAACCGAUGCCAAAACCGAAGCCCGAGCCGUGCUCCAAACCAAAGCCGGGGCCUAAGCCUGAGCCGAUGCCAAAACCCGAACCAAAGCCAGAGCCCAAGCCUGAACCUGAACCGAAACCGAAGCCGCCUUCAAAGUGCAAACCACCGACAACUCACAAUUGAUGGGAUACUUAUAUAUGAGAGUAGUUGGAGGAGACCCCGCACGGAGCCACAAUGUGCUAUUUCUAGAAUAAGUGGUGUAGUAUUCCCUGUAUUCCAUUUCUUUUUAUUUUUCCAUGCGCGCGUG
This is a messenger RNA of Aegilops tauschii subsp. strangulata, 621 nucleotides long. NCBI's taxonomy places the organism in Eukaryota, Viridiplantae, Streptophyta, Magnoliopsida, Poales, Poaceae. The record is from RefSeq and is a predicted model, not a curated record.